AUUAGUGGUGAUUGCGUGCGCAUUGCGUCCUUGUCAUCAGACAAGCCUCCAUACUUGCAAGCAUGUCUUGAUGGAAUAAUGCAGACACUACAUCAGCUACUUGUGCUCCUGGCAGCUUCUGUGCUCAGUGGAGGUCUUGAAGACAACCUGUAUCAAGAUUAUGACGCAUUUGGAGAACAGGACGUAACUGUUCCGCCAUGUGCAACAGAUGAGUUCCUCACAUCCAACGGAACACACUUCCUCUGCCAGAUACUGCCUGAUGUUGGAUUCUGUGAUUGCCCUGGCUUGAAUACCACCCCCACACCUGGUGUUGGCAACCAGACAAGCACUCCUGUUGCCCCCCUACCCCCUUCAGGGUGUCCAGUGUUGAGCCCCCCCACACGCGGUGCAUACGCUUGCCUCAGGUCCCCCACAGCCAUCUACUGCUCUGUGUUGUGUGAUCAUCGCUUCGAGUUUUCCAGCUCUCCCAGAAAUCCCUAUUAUUGUGGAGAGGCCACUCUGUUCAACUGGAGGGAUUAUCCUAACGGGGCUAUUCGCACUUCUUUACCCGAGUGUACAGGUUUUCGACACAGACUCCGCCUACUCCACCCCUACGAGAACUACUUGCCCGCUCCUUGCUAUGGCCUCUCUGAUCACACGGCUUGGAUCAUUCUACAAGACCUGUUUGCAAUCCUCAAAGAUGGUUGCUCUGACUGCGUGAUAGAGGACUCUUAUAUAGAGUGUGCUCAGGUGCCAGCCAGUGCACAGCUCUACUCUGAUGUGGCCAAUGCUAGAACUGACUAAAGAAGAAGUAACUAAGUAUCUCACUUAAAAUCUUUUUUCUGUGCAAUCAUUUUUUUGUGGCAUAUCAUAAUUCACUGUAUGUAAUUCAAAGUUUGACAAAAAUUUGUUGGUUUUAUCAA
Halichondria panicea is the source of this 902-nucleotide messenger RNA. RefSeq lists its product as uncharacterized. Lineage: Eukaryota; Metazoa; Porifera; Demospongiae; Suberitida; Halichondriidae. The record is from RefSeq and is a predicted model, not a curated record. The coding region runs from base 79 to 783 and encodes 234 amino acids. The transcript has 5 exons.